UCACCGAAAAAAUGGCAGCUCACAGGCGAAUCUUCACGUCGGUGCUUCUCAUUGUUUGUUUCGUUAGCUGUUCAGUGUUUAUUCUCACAGAAGGUCAAGAAACGAAGGUAACUGUGGAACAGCAUGUCACUGUUUCAGAGAAUCCACAAACUGACUCCGAAACAGCCGAACGAACAACCGAGCAGCCCGCGGUGGAGGAGAGGCAGUGGGAGGCCACUGAGGUAGAAGAGGCGACUCUGGAUGAUGCUGCAGCCGAACAACAGGACCCUUCAGCCCUUGAAACAGUGGUCUCCUCGUCUAUACCACACCCUAAAGAUGAUUUUCAGGAGGAGCUGGUCAUCAGACCAUUGCAUUCAGGAGAUAUCUAUGCCAGCUUCCAGUUUCGUACUCUGUGGGAGAUGGAUUUCAUGAGUGGAAAGAAAGUGUCCCACUACCGGCUGUUUCCAAAGUCCUUGGGCCAGGUCAUCUCCAAGUUCUCAGUGCGGGAGCUGCACAUUUCCUUCACACAGGGCUACUGGAGGACUAUGCAGUGGGGACAGCCCUAUUUGCCAUCUCCUCCUGGAGCUGAGCUCUGGGUCUGGUUCCAGGACUCUGUGACAGAUGUUGAUGGCACGUGGAAGGAGCUGACUAAUGUUCUGUCAGGGAUAUUCUGUGCCUCCCUGAACUUCAUAGACUCCACCAACACCGUGCAGCCCAGUGCAUCCUUCAAACCACUGGGAAUAGGGAAUGUUACAGACCACCGCUUCCUUCGCUAUGCCACCCUCCCCCGAGAAAUUGUUUGCACUGAGAACUUGACCCCUUGGAAAAAACUCUUGCCUUGUGGUUCCAAGGCAGGUCUCGCUGUCCUGCUGAAAUCAGAGAAACUCUUCCACAGCAGUUUCCACUCCCAGGCUGUUCACAUCAGACCUGUGUGUCAAGACUGGCAGUGCAAAACCACAUCCUGGGAGCUGAGACAGACACUGAAUGUGGUCUUUGACCUGCACACCUCUGCUCAGGGCAAACGUGAGUGGUCUCUGUUUAAGAUGUUCUCACGAACCCUGACAGAAGCUUGUCCUCUGGCAUCCUCCAGUAAAAUCUACAUCGACAUCACAGACAACCCUGAGGGGGAGCAGUUUGAGGUGACCCCGGCCACUCCCCUGCUGAGCCAGGCCGUGGUGCUGGGGGACAGACGGACCUUCUCUGUCUAUGAUCUCACUCAACAAAUCACCUUUGGCACCGUGCGCUCCCUCAACCUGCUGAUCCGGUGGAAAUCCAGCGAGGGUGACAUGCUGCGUCCCUUGCUCCACGCAGAGCGUUAUGUGGCUGGAUACGGGCUGCAGACAGGAGAGAUUCACACGCUGAUGUACAACUACCACCCCUACAGAUCUUUCCCCGUACUUCUGCUGGACUCGGUGCCGUGGUACCUUCGACUCUACAUCCACACGCUCACGGUCACCAGCAAGGGAAAGGACAACAAGCCCAGCUACAUCCACUACCAGCCGUCUAAGGACCGUGUGAGGCCCCACCUGCUGGAGAUGCUGGUCCAGCUUCCUCCAAACUCUGUCACUGAGGUCACAGUGCAGUUUGAGAGGGCUCUGCUCAAAUGGACUGAAUAUACCCCCGAUCCCAACCAUGGCUUCUAUGUGGGGUCGUCAGUAAUUAGUUCCCUUGUACCAAGCAUUGUUGCCAUGGAUACAAACAGCACUCAGGAACGCCCGCUGUUUAGCAGUUUUUUUCCUGUUAAAGAGGAGUCCAGCUACUUUAUGCGAGUCUACACUGAGCCUCUGCUGGUCAACCUGCCCACCCCGGACUUCAGCAUGCCUUAUAAUGUUAUCUGCCUGACCUGCACUGUGGUUGCCGUGGGUUACGGCUCACUCUACAACCUACUAACCCGGAGUUUCCAGAUAGAAGAGCCAAACCCAGGACUGGCCAAGCGGAUAGCAAACAUCAUCCGCAAAAUGAGGGGCCUGCCACCACUUUGAGGCUUGACACAAAACCAGCAAGUCCUUUUUUGGAAGGGAAGUUUUUUCCUUUUGGUGUAACCACUGGUAAACGUGACACAUUCAGGGAAGAACUGAGUCUGAAGCACUGGGAUAAAUGUUUUUAAAACAGACAACUUGAAGGUUUUGUGUCUGGAGGAAGACAAAUGUUUCUUUUGGACAUAAAUGUAUUCAGGAUCAUUUCCUGCUGUCUAUAGAGGAUGUUAGAAAAAGUAGACAUUUGUCUGCUGUGAUGUAAAGGGAGAGCUUUGUUGUUGUUUAACAAGCAGAAGGAACCAAAGCUGUGCUGUACGCUGCUGGGCUAACUGCUUCCAAAUGGUUUGGUUUGAUUGUUUUGAUUUGUGGGUUUUUGAAGCCAGAACUCUACUAAAACAUAACAGAGUCAAAAUGCAUCAUAUAACUGUCUAAACAGGGGUGAAAGUCUGUUUAUAGAAAUGUAACACUAAUGGCCUUAAAACGCAUUGACUGAGUGGUCAGAUUAAGUAUGAUCACCUUUGUUAUCAUGCUGAAUUUCUGACCUGUUUAUUACUACACCCAUUUAGGGAUGAUACAAUGAAAUUAUGCAUUUUCACUAGGGCUGUCAAAAGAUUAACAUUUUUAGUCCUAAUUAAUACCAAGAUUUCUGUUGUUAAUCACAAUUAAUUGCCUCCAUUUUGUACCAUUUUUAGAUGACCCUUUUUUGCAAUCAAAACUGUUUGCAUGUCAUUUUGGAUUUUCCUACUGUCUCAACCCAAGGCUAAUUGACCUUGUGUUUGGAUACAGACCUGCUUUUACUGGAAGAUCAAACAUUUUAAACUAAACUUAACCACAGAAUAAAGAACUUGGAUUGUAAAGGAUGUACAGGUGCAGAUGAUUUUUGACUUGCCCACUAAGCUGUCUGUCAGUUGACAUUAAGCGGCAGUGGUGGACUUAUUGCACAUCUCUGUUUCUGCAGGAAGACACUGACAUGGCUUAACCAAAGUGUGCUAAAAUGCCCUAAAGCAUGAGAUCAAUCACAAUUUAAAAAAAAUUGUGCACAAAUUGUGGUCCUUGAUUAAUUGCAAUUAAGGCAAUCAAUCUUGACAGCCCUAAUUUUUAUAAACCUUAUUUAUGGCAGAGUAUCAGCAAACUCUAAAAUACAGAGUGACCUGUUUUCAAACACUAAAAGGGCAUCGCACCAAGGUCAAAAUGUUCAAAAAUAUUUGCUCUUAAACUCCUGAGACCUGACCAUUUGUUUAGAAAGCAUUUUUAUUUUCUCCCACUUAUCAGUAGGACCCACUGAUGGACUACAAGGGCUUGUUAAAGCAAAGCAUAGACAAAAUUUCCACUAAAAGUUUGACUUUUUUUUUUCAAAAUUCCUUACAAAUUUCUAAAAAUCUUUAAGAAAUUAAGUUAAAUGUCUGUGAAUGUUCUUUAAAAACUAUUUAGCAUAUCCUGUUUUUAUUCAGAUUUCCCCCAAAUGUUUCAGUGAAUCUUUACUAUAAAGCCUAAAACUUUCCGGUAAAAUGUUCCCGAAAAUUCCUGAAAAAAUUCACACAAAUUUCCUUGAAUUUCAAGCAACCAACCCCUUGAAAUUUCUAACCAAAUUAAAAAAAAAAGUGACAAAAACAUUCUGGGAAAUAACAGAAAAUUCCCCCAAUUUCUGCCCAAAUUCCCCAGAAAUUAAAAUUUCAGAGCAAAUUUUCCCAACAUUUAAAGCAAAUGACUAAACUUAGAUGGACAUUCUGGACAGUUAUCUCAAUAUUCUAACAGCACAAAUGACUUUUGUGUUGUAUAAAAUCCAGAAUGUAAUGUCGUCAUGUGUACAUGCAGGAUAUUAGGAGGUUAAUGUGGAAGGGAAGUUAUUAUUUUUAAUUUAUUUUUUUCUUUUUUUGCUUUAAAUCGUGUUGAUUGAGGGAAAAGACUUUAGGUGACUCACACUUACACUGAAACUUAUCAAAACCAUACAGUUUUUUACCAUUACACCAUUUAAACAGUCUUUAAAAUUUCUAAUGCCUUGUUCUCUAAACAUUUAUUUUGCACUCAUUGGCUGUUAUAUUUACUAUAAUCUUUAAUGUGAAAUAAUUGCAGGUCUCUUCCUAGGUAAUUGGUUUCUUCAGGUUGUAGCCUCAUUUACUCAACAGUUUGAUGCAGUUAAGCCUCCAAGAAAUACUGGCAUGAAAAUGAAACUGUCCUCUGAUUUGCUCAUCUGCCUACGUUGAAAGCAGUACUGUUUGUAUGAAUGUGUGGGUGUCCAGUCUUUAAUGUUCUUUAUUGCCUUUUCAAUAAACUGAUUAAAAUCUUC
Messenger RNA from Cheilinus undulatus (humphead wrasse), 4242 nucleotides. RefSeq names its product phosphatidylinositol glycan anchor biosynthesis, class T (gene pigt). The record is from RefSeq and is a predicted model, not a curated record. The transcript is spliced from 11 exons. Gene Ontology annotation, biological process: attachment of GPI anchor to protein. Lineage: Eukaryota; Metazoa; Chordata; Actinopteri; Labriformes; Labridae. Gene Ontology annotation, cellular component: GPI-anchor transamidase complex. Bases 12 to 1961 code for a protein of 649 amino acids.